Molecule: messenger RNA, 3196 nt
Organism: Gorilla gorilla gorilla (western lowland gorilla)
Lineage: Eukaryota; Metazoa; Chordata; Mammalia; Primates; Hominidae
Gene: ZNF639
Product: zinc finger protein 639
Exons: 6
Coding region: 616-2073 (485 amino acids)
Biological process (GO): regulation of DNA-templated transcription
Molecular function (GO): DNA-binding transcription factor activity, RNA polymerase II-specific; RNA polymerase II cis-regulatory region sequence-specific DNA binding
Source: RefSeq, a predicted model, not a curated record
GAGCGGGUGGGCCGGGCGCUGGACUGCUCCAGGGGACGCGGGCGUGCGGGCGCAUCUUCUAACGGGAGAGGGCGGGAGAGACCGGAGCUCCCUUUAUACGGAAACUCUGCCUUCGUUAUAUGGCGGGAUGGCGUUCCCCUCCCCCAUCCCGAAGGCAGUUCCACCCCCUGCGCAGGACGCCUUGACCGGGCUCCCCUCGGCCCCCUGCUGCCGUUGUCUUUACGGAACCUUUGGUGUCGGGGCUUGGGAGUCUCCUUGGCGCCGGCUUCUGGGCCCGGGCGAGGCUGGUGCGUGGCGCCGGGGUGGAGGCGGCUAAGUCCCGGGGACUUCUGCCCUGCGCCUCCGACGGGCAUUUGGCUGCGUCCGGGCUCGGGACGAUCCUGGGUCCUCGCUGGCGCUGCGGCCCUGCCCGGCGGCUUCGUGACCUCCGGCAGCUAAUCCCCGGGCUCGCGCAGCGAGUUGCAGCCGCGGAGAGCAGGCGUCGAUGCUGGCGCCCAAAGCCUCCAGCCUGAGAGUCGCCUCACUCGUGACGGCAUUUUUUUACCGUCUACAGAAACUUAUUGUAAUUCAUUUUUCCUCACUCCAGUAGUAAGAAUUAUACCAAAUUGAAAAGAUAUGAAUGAGUAUCCUAAAAAAAGAAAAAGGAAGACUCUACACCCUUCUCGUUAUUCAGAUUCCUCUGGAAUAAGCAGAAUUGCAGAUGGAUUCAAUGGAAUUUUCUCUGAUCAUUGUUACAGUGUCUGUUCUAUGAGACAGCCAGAUUUAAAAUAUUUUGACAACAAAGAUGAUGAUUCUGAUACCGAGACAUCAAAUGACUUGCCAAAAUUUGCAGAUGGAAUCAAGGCCAGAAACAGAAAUCAGAACUACCUGGUUCCCAGUCCUGUACUUAGAAUUCUAGACCACACUGCCUUUUCUACAGAAAAAUCUGCUGAUAUUGAAAUUUGUGAUGAAGAGUGUGACUCACCUGAAUCAGUCAACCAGCAAACCCAAGAGGAGAGUCCUAUAGAAGUUCACACUGCUGAAGAUGUUCCAAUUGCCGUAGAAGUGCAUGCGAUUUCUGAGGAUUAUGAUAUAGAGACAGAAAACAAUUCCUCUGAGAGUCUCCAAGACCAAACUGAUGAAGAACCGCCAGCUAAACUUUGUAAAAUUCUUGACAAGAGCCAAGGUUUGAAUGUGACUGCCCAGCAGAAAUGGCCUUUACUGAGAGCUAAUAGCAGUGGCCUCUAUAAAUGUGAACUUUGUGAGUUUAACAGCAAAUAUUUUUCUGACUUAAAGCAGCAUAUGAUCCUGAAGCAUAAACGUACUGAUUCAAAUGUGUGUCGAGUAUGCAAGGAAAGUUUCUCUACCAAUAUGCUUCUGAUAGAACAUGCCAAAUUGCAUGAAGAGGAUCCCUACAUUUGUAAAUACUGUGAUUAUAAGACAGUAAUUUUUGAGAACCUCAGCCAGCACAUUGCAGACACCCAUUUUAGUGAUCACCUCUAUUGGUGUGAACAGUGUGAUGUACAGUUCUCCUCAAGCAGUGAACUCUACCUACAUUUCCAGGAGCACAGCUGUGAUGAACAGUACUUGUGUCAGUUCUGUGAACAUGAAACUAAUGAUCCAGAAGACUUGCAUAGCCAUGUGGUAAAUGAGCAUGCAUGUAAAUUAAUAGAGUUAAGUGAUAAGUAUAACAAUGGUGAACAUGGACAGUAUAGCCUCUUAAGCAAAAUUACCUUUGACAAAUGUAAAAACUUCUUUGUAUGUCAAGUAUGUGGUUUUCGGAGUAGACUUCAUACAAAUGUUAACAGGCAUGUUGCUAUUGAACAUACAAAAAUUUUUCCUCAUGUUUGUGAUGACUGUGGGAAAGGCUUUUCAAGUAUGCUAGAAUAUUGCAAGCAUUUAAAUUCACAUUUAUCUGAAGGGAUUUAUUUAUGUCAAUAUUGUGAAUAUUCAACAGGACAAAUUGAAGAUCUUAAAAUUCAUCUAGAUUUCAAGCAUUCAGCUGACUUGCCUCAUAAAUGUAGUGACUGCUUGAUGAGGUUUGGAAAUGAAAGGGAAUUAAUAAGUCACCUUCCAGUCCAUGAGACAACUUGAUUAUUCUCUUUAACUUACAGAAUGUUAGUUUAAAAUAAUAAAUUCAUCCUUUUUUUGGAGAUGAUUAAAUGGAUGAUUGUAAACACAACUUAUGAAAUCUGCCUUUAACAAGUAACUUUUUUAAAUUAUAAAAUUUUAUUGGCAUUACUCCAUUUUCUGUAUAUAAAUAUAUCUUUAAUGUGGUAUUUUCAAUUGCGUGAUAGUUUGUAGUUUCAACCACUCUUGGUGACUGUCAUCCUGUUUCUUGCCUAUUCUCUGAUUUCAUGAAUUGAAAAGAAACAAAUGUAUUGAAGAAGUGAGCUACAGUUUUCCUUCCUUAACCAUGGGUGCUAGUAACUUUUUAAAACUCAAGACAAGAUUAGUUUUUUAUGUGUGAAGUCAUUAAAUUAUUACACGACCAGAACUAAAAUGCAAUAUACAAUUAAGUCCACGGAUACUCCCAUUAAUAAGAAAUAACACUAGGAAGCCACUAUUAUCACGGGAAGAAAAGAUUUGGUUUUCAUGGCAGUCUGUUUUUUUAAAAAAAAAUUUUUGAGCCACUAUCUAUUGUUGAAUAUUUUAAGAUGGGAUGAGGGAGGAACUAAUAAGGGCUUACACAAUAAAAAAUAACUAUAUCAUAACUCAUUCAUAACUUGAUGUUUCAUUUUCUGUUGAGGAACCAUAAAUUCAUUCACAGACUUAAUAUUUUUUUCUUAGAGACGGUCUCGUUCUGUUGUCCAGGAUGGAGUGCAGUGGUUGAUCAUAGCUCCCAGGCUGUAGUCUCCCAGGCUCGAGCAAUCCUCCCACUUCACCCUCCUGCAUAGCUAGGACUACAGGCAUGUGGCACCAUGCCCGCUAAGUUUUUAAAUUUCUUGUAGAGAUGAGAUCUCACUAUGUUGCCCAGGCCAGUCUCAAACUCCUGGACUCAAGCAAUCCUCCCACCUUGGCCUUCCAAAUCACUGGGAUUAUAGGCAUGAGCCAUUAUGCCUGACUCUUGCCCAAAUUUCUGAUGUCAAAUUGUUCAUUGACAGAAAACCCACUGAAGUAUUUAAUGUAACGUUAGGAAGAUCUGGGAGAUAGGGGUUGCUGGCAUGAAAAUGUAUAACUUACAACAUUUAUUAAUAAAAUGAUAAAGUAGCAUCAA